CGAGUCCCAGAGAGCCGCGCGCUCGCCACGACAUCCUCGUUGUCGCCGCCACCGCCACCGCCUAGAGGGUUGGGAGGCCACGGCGUUACGGGAGAUUGAGGCUGCGGGUGGCGUUGCGGAGCGGGCUAGGAGGCCGGGAUGGAGCCCCCCGGAGGGGCCUGAGGGAGCCAGCCGAGCGGGCCUGUGGGCCGCAGACGGACGGGCCGCGGCGGCGCGGACAUGGCUCACCUUAGAGGCUUCGCGCACCAGCACUCUCGUGUGGAUCCUGAGGAGCUCUUCACCAAGCUGGACCGCAUUGGCAAGGGCUCCUUUGGGGAGGUGUACAAGGGCAUUGACAACCACACCAAGGAGGUGGUGGCCAUCAAGAUCAUUGACCUGGAGGAGGCCGAGGAUGAGAUCGAGGACAUCCAGCAGGAGAUCACUGUGCUCAGCCAGUGCGACAGUCCUUACAUCACCCGCUACUUCGGCUCCUACCUGAAGAGCACCAAGCUGUGGAUCAUUAUGGAGUAUCUGGGCGGUGGUUCUGCACUGGACCUGCUGAAACCAGGCCCCCUGGAGGAGACCUAUAUCGCCACCAUCCUGCGGGAGAUCCUCAAGGGCCUGGAUUAUCUGCAUUCAGAGCGCAAGAUUCACCGGGACAUCAAAGCUGCCAAUGUACUGCUGUCAGAGCAGGGUGAUGUGAAGCUGGCGGACUUCGGGGUGGCGGGGCAGCUCACAGACACACAGAUCAAGAGGAACACGUUUGUGGGCACCCCCUUCUGGAUGGCACCUGAGGUUAUCAAGCAGUCAGCCUACGACUUCAAAGCUGACAUCUGGUCCCUGGGCAUCACAGCCAUUGAACUGGCCAAGGGGGAGCCACCAAACUCUGACCUCCACCCCAUGCGCGUCCUGUUCCUGAUUCCCAAGAACAACCCACCCACAUUGGAGGGCCACCACAGCAAGCCUUUCAAGGAGUUUGUGGAGGCCUGCCUCAACAAGGACCCUCGAUUUCGGCCCACUGCCAAGGAGCUCCUGAAGCAUAAAUUCAUCACGCGCUACACCAAGAAGACCUCCUUCCUCACUGAGCUCAUCGACCGCUAUAAGCGCUGGAAGUCCGAGGGGCAUGGCGAGGAGUCCAGCUCUGAGGAUUCUGACAUCGAUGGUGAGGCUGAGGAUGGAGAGCAGGGACCUAUCUGGACAUUCCCUCCGACCAUCCGGCCCAGUCCUCAUAGCAAGCUGCACAAGGGGACAGCCCUGCAUGGCUCACAGAAGCCCACUGAGCCUGUCAAGAGACAGCCAAGGUCCCAGUGCCUGUCCACACUUGUCCGGCCUGUCUUUGGAGAGCUCAAGGAGAAGCACAAGCAAAGCGGCGGGGGCGUGGGAGCCCUGGAGGAGCUGGAGAAUGCCUUCAGUCUGGCUGAGGAGUCCUGCCCUGGCAUCUCCGACAGGCUGGUGCUGCAUCUGGUGGAGCGUGUGCAGAGGUUCUCACACAGCAGGAACCACCUGACGUCCACCCGUUGAGCAUGCUGCUCUUCACUCUUCACGGAGGAGAGAAGGGUGCUUUGUUUUUGUUUGAGCUCCGAGAGGACCCUGCCGACUUGGAAGCCCCCUUGUGCUGUGUUGUGACUGGAAGGACAGGCCAGCCUUCUGCCCUGUGUAGUGUGCUGUUUCACAUGGCAGCCAC
Messenger RNA from Castor canadensis (American beaver), 1663 nucleotides. RefSeq names its product serine/threonine kinase 25 (gene Stk25). Gene Ontology annotation, biological process: protein phosphorylation. Lineage: Eukaryota; Metazoa; Chordata; Mammalia; Rodentia; Castoridae. Gene Ontology annotation, cellular component: Golgi apparatus; cytoplasm. Gene Ontology annotation, molecular function: ATP binding; protein serine/threonine kinase activity. The record is from RefSeq and is a predicted model, not a curated record.